Metopolophium dirhodum (rose-grain aphid) is the source of this 477-nucleotide messenger RNA. RefSeq lists its product as uncharacterized. NCBI's taxonomy places the organism in Eukaryota, Metazoa, Arthropoda, Insecta, Hemiptera, Aphididae. The coding region runs from base 1 to 477 and encodes 158 amino acids. The record is from RefSeq and is a predicted model, not a curated record. The transcript has 2 exons.
AUGGAUGGGAAACACGUGGUGUUACAAGCUCCUUUCAAUAGUGGUAUAGACGCAAACUACAAUUUUAUUUUUGUGGACUGUGGCUGCCAAGGAAGGAUUUCUGAUGGAGGUGUUUUUAAAAACUCGGAGCUCUUCAAAAAUAUGGAAAACCAAUCGGUUUCUCUACCAUCUCCAACACCUCUACCUGGCAGAACUAAAUCCAUACCAUAUUAUAUGAUUGGCGACGAAGCAUUUCCAUUAAACAACAAUUUAAUGAAGGUUUAUUCGGGCAUGCACCCGAAAGGUAGCACAAAAAGAAAUUUCAAUUAUCGACUAUGUAGAGCAAGACGUGUUGUCAAAAAUGUAUUCGGAAUUUCGUCAUCGGGAUUUCGAGUACUGCGAAAGCUAAUCUUAUUGGAGCCCGAGAAAGCUGAAAUAAUAAUUAUGGCUGUAGCGCUUUUGCGCAAUUUUUUUGAGAAAAAGUAUGCAUUCGGUUAA